AUGUACGCAGCAGCGGCGGCGGGUGCAGCCAGCCCCGUGCCCCUCAAGGGCGUUUCGGGUGAACCCAGGGCCGAACGGAGACCCACACCCCGGCUAAGCUCGCCGACGGCCGAGCGACAUCUCGCUUCCCUGCUGCAGCAGUUGCGCCGCGAAAGGUCAAAUCACCUGAUUCAUCUUCAGCAGUGCCACAAGUCCCACUCUUGGCAGCAGCCUCAGAAAUCUGAUUUGGGCCUAGCUUUUGAGAAAACAGGAAUUUCUGAACCUAAGGUUUACAGCAGCUAUGUCUCUGCCUCUCCACCCGGAAAGUUGCCAAAGUGCUUCACAAGCAGCUUUCUACUUGAGAAGGGAAAUGAAUUGCACCACUGCACUAGUUCGCUUCCUACAGAAGUAACAAUGGCAAAUUCUUCACAUUUUCUACAUGGACAGGUGAGUAUCAUGCAUUGUAAUAUACUACUACAUGAGCUAAAAGUUUUCAUAAUUUUGUGAAGUAGGAUUGCCUCAAAGCCAGAAAUAAAAACCUUUUGAAAAGAGCCGUAAAACAAUUUGAGAAUUGUAAAAGCCUUACAGAUAUUUGACUGUCAUUCCAGUGUGUUAUUGAGUCUCUGAACUUGCUCUUUUCAUUUAAUACUGUCCACCAGAUUCAUAACUGUCCACACUGUGGACCUCCGUUAUGCCUCAGACAUUAUUC
Ixodes scapularis (black-legged tick) is the source of this 688-nucleotide messenger RNA. RefSeq lists its product as uncharacterized. Bases 1 to 486 code for a protein of 161 amino acids. The transcript is spliced from 4 exons. The record is from RefSeq and is a predicted model, not a curated record. NCBI's taxonomy places the organism in Eukaryota, Metazoa, Arthropoda, Arachnida, Ixodida, Ixodidae.